This is a messenger RNA of Coccomyxa subellipsoidea C-169, 1002 nucleotides long. RefSeq lists its product as hypothetical. Gene Ontology annotation, cellular component: anaphase-promoting complex. Gene Ontology annotation, biological process: protein K11-linked ubiquitination; positive regulation of mitotic metaphase/anaphase transition; anaphase-promoting complex-dependent catabolic process. The record is from RefSeq and is a predicted model, not a curated record. NCBI's taxonomy places the organism in Eukaryota, Viridiplantae, Chlorophyta, Trebouxiophyceae, Coccomyxaceae. The transcript is spliced from 7 exons. Gene Ontology annotation, molecular function: protein binding. Bases 1 to 1002 code for a protein of 333 amino acids.
AUGAAGGUGCGCAUCAGUGGAAAAGCAGGGGCCAGUGCGACUGGCCGGCAUCAGAGUGCAUUGCUGAGCCUGGGAGCGGUUCAUACACAGCUGGGGCAUGUGCAGGAGGCUACUCUGGCGCUGAACGAGGCGCUGCACAUAGCCCAACAAAUCAACGACCAUGUGGCACUCGCUCACACGCUCGCCACGCUCACCUCUCUCCUGGAUUCGGCCUCACCGGAACUCGCACCGGCCGUCCAGGAGACGCGUGGCCUGCCCGGCCCCCACACCAAACACCUCCAGCUGCUGCGCCUGCUGCGCAGGUGCGAGAAGCGAGGCGUCGACCUGCAGCUGCCCCACAUUGUGGCGUAUGCGCGAUUGGCCCUGGCCAAGUUCGCCCUGCUGCACCACCCGCAGGCCAGCAAGACUGACGGCCUCUCCGCCAGGGGCGCCCUGAUAGAAGGGCCACCGCCGGGGGGCCCUGCAGCAGCCAACGUCCCCCGCCCAGCCAUUGCCGACCUCUACAGCGCCGGGCCAACCGUGUUUGAUGCGACUGCAAAAGAGUCACAGGCGGCGUCGGCGUCGGCGGUAGAAGCCAUGGCAGGCUCAGCCCAGCUCCUGAAGGCGGCCGCCUUCGAGCGCUGCGGCGCACCGGGGCUGGCGCGCACGGCCGCUCUCGCCCGGCUUGCCGCCGAGCCGGCCGGCCCCGGCGACGCCGAGGAGCGCUGCAUUGCGUACGCCCAGCUGGCAACGCACGCCGCCGACCACUUGGGCUUCGGGGCCGCAGCUCAGGUGUUGGAGGUGGCGGACACGGAGUUCCCAGACGCGCAGAGCCGGCCCCUGGCAAUGGCGCGGCUGGGCAUCGCGCAUCAGCGGUCCCUUGCGCAUCGUGACAUCAUCUCCGCUCGGCAGCUCGGGGCCGCCAUGUCAGCGCUGGCCGAGCCAGAAGACGCUGUGCUCCUGAACCUGAGGUGCGCUCAUACGGCCACAGCCGCCUUUUUUUUUUGGGUGACAUCCACCUGA